Messenger RNA from Procambarus clarkii (red swamp crayfish), 3097 nucleotides. The record is from RefSeq and is a predicted model, not a curated record. Lineage: Eukaryota; Metazoa; Arthropoda; Malacostraca; Decapoda; Cambaridae.
AUGGCGCUCCACUCGCCUACUCGCCUACAGAGUCAAUGGGGCCCCAAAGGCGCCAUACCAAUAUGUUUUGUCGCCUGUUUAUUCGUCAUUGGCCACUUUGCAGGUUUUGCAGCGGCCUAUGAGAAUAGUCCAAAGGUGAAAGUUCCUGAUGCCUGGCAGAACAACCGCCUAGAGAAAUGUGAUGCCGAGAGUUGCUACGACGUGGUCGAAGGGCACUCUGUCCACCUCACCUGCUCUACUAACAAGUCACCACAUUUUUAUAUUGGUCUUAAUUGGACGAUACCUGUGGGCUCUAAUAAGACUGGCAACCACAUAACUGACAAAAAGUCUGGAGAGAUUGUACAAAAGAACCUGAAGGUUGACCCCAUACACGACUCGGGAGUGUACAGUUGCACCAGAACAGGACUAUUUGGUCCUUCACCACCAACCGUCAUUUCUCUCAACGUCAUAUCCAAGAACUCUACGCACAUGGAAAUGAAGAUUGAUCACCCGAACAUUACCGAGAAUAACACGAGUAUUGCUUGGCAUGUUGACUUCCGUGCCUACCCGAAGCCUGUCUUCGUCUGGUACAAGGAAGAUGUUGAGAUUCUCAACACUGCCAAAUCUUCAGGAAACAAACGCUACAGACACGAUGAAGACUUUUAUAACGGGACGUUGACACUGACCAUUGACGCCCCCACUGUGGAGGACAUCGGCCAGUACACCCUGGUGGCCGAGACCAUCAACAACCACUCAGCUGCCUCACACAACAUAACAAUGUACUUCACCUCACAAGUUAAACCCGACGAUGUGAAACUGAACAUGUCCAACAAAAACUUGAUACAGAAGAAAGACGGAAAGUUUCAACUGACCUGUACUGCCAGCGGCUUCCCCAAGCCUCGUGUGACCCUCCAGUUUCAACAGUGUUUCAGUAAAGACAACUGCACUAAUUUCUCACCUCUCAGUAAAGAAGACAAUAGCACCCACAACGGGCUGUCAGCCGUCGCCUCCACCACCCCCGACCACAGGGUGAGAGAGACCUUCAGCUGGGCGGGCCGCGCUCUACACCAUGGAUAUUACAGGUGUGUGGCCGACAACGAGCUCGGCAACUCUACCUCUCCAGCCCUCAGCUUCAUCGUUACUGAUGGUGAAUAUGUGCACGGGAGUGUGUCCCUGGAGGCGGAGGUGAACGGAGAGUCGCAGCGCCACCAGAACCUGCAGGUCCUGCAGGUCCUGGAGGGGGACGACCUCACCUUCCGCUGUCGAAGCAUUAAGGUGCUCGCCGCUGGGGCUUUACAGUGGAAGCUCAAUGGUCAUCCCCUCACAGACCGCGACAAGAGGGAAUGGAAACUUAAUGUGAAGAGAAAUGACUCGGAACUGUGUUACAUCUCUGAGAUGGUGAUGGAGCAUGUGACUCAGAGCGGGAGCAACUUCAGCCUAGCCUGCACCGACCGCCCUCACCACAGCCUAACCCAGACCAUCCGUAUUAACCCGAUGGUGGCGCCCACGUGGAAGACUGGUGUUGGGUCGCCUCUUCAAGACCACAACAUGAAGGAGAUGAGUAACCUGACCCUAGAGUGCAGCGCCGAGGGUGAGCCCGUCCCUCAGGUCACCUGGUACAAGGACAAUAAGAUGCUGGAGGUGAUGCCAGGCUCCGGAACAACCAGCGGAGAUCACAUCACAUUUCAUUAUCUGAAGACUUCAGAUUCUGGCGAAUAUGAGUGUGAGGCGAGAAACCGGGCCGGAAGCAUCCGGAGCCACGCCCGUCUUACGGUGACCGACCCGGACGCCUUCACACGCAUUACCACCCUCGUCGUCGUCGGUGUUCUGAUCCUCUUCCUCCUCCUCCUCACCAUCACCUUCUGCAGGAAGAUCUUCAACGACAGGCCAACCAUAGCGGGUCACAUCAAGAAACUGCAUCGCUUUCGUGGACAGAGACGUCGGGCAGUUUGUCUACAGCCAGGAUGUGUUGUGUUCCAAGCCAUAAAGGAAGAGGACGCACAUGGCAGAGGCAUCAGUGUGGAUGCUAAUUCCCAAGAGACUUCACCUGCAAAAUGGCUUUUGGACAGAGAAGCACAGGACUAUUACAGAGAAAUACGAAACGACCCCCUGCCUUACACCAACCAACAAGCCGAACUGUUGCCAUACAACACCAAGUAUGAGGUCCCGCGAGACUCUAUUAUUUUUGACAAACUGCUGGGCGCAGGAGCCUUCGGGAGAGUGUACCGCGCUACAGCCAUCAACCUGACCCCUGGCCAGGCCCGGACCACAGUAGCUGUCAAGAUGAUGAAGUCUCGCACAGACAGCGCACAGCUUAAAGCCCUGCGCUCAGAAGUCAAGAUUAUGAUCCACAUUGGCCGCCAUAUUAACAUUGUCAACCUGCUGGGGGCCUGCUCCAAGGACCUGGCUUCAAAAGGUGAACUACUUCUCCUUGUGGAGUACUGCAAGUAUGGCAACAUUCUUGACUACAUGCAUCGCCAUCGUAAAGAGUUUGUCAACCAAAUUAAUGAUGAAGAUAAGAUAGACCCAACUGUUACUGAUCUAUGGCUGAGACAACGCAGCGGCUCCGGAUCACGGGGCAAGACGUCUCGUGGUAUCAAGUAUGCACAUCUUAGCUUCAACCAAGACAAUGUCCUGUACACCAAUGGCCAGACAUCUGACCCAGACAACCCCAGCCAGGCGCUGUGGGCCGCCCCAGCCUCCCCGCCUCACACGCCAGGCAUCUGUGAAGAUUCAAUGGGAACCUUCCGCAGUCGGACCAUUUCCAACUCCUCUAACCACCACAUUACCUCUGACAUGACCACCCUCACCUUUGUUGGUACAGAGAGCAGCAGCGGCGCCUCAGACGGCUAUGUUGGCUCCCGCUCCCUUGCCCCCCACGCUGCUGCCUUCUGUUCCCAAGAUCUGCUCAGUUGGACCUUCCAGGUCGCCAGGGGAAUGGAGUACCUUGCCUUUAAAAAGGUGCUCCAUGGUGACUUGGCGGCUCGCAAUGUGCUUCUGGCUGCAGAUAAUAUUGUCAAGAUCAGUGACUUUGGACUCUCGAAGGAUAUUUAUAAAAAUCAAAGUUACAAAAAGAAGAGUAAUGUACGUAUGUUUAUAAUUUAGAAACUUUGGAACU